Dicentrarchus labrax (European seabass) is the source of this 6973-nucleotide messenger RNA. RefSeq names its product zinc fingers and homeoboxes protein 2. NCBI's taxonomy places the organism in Eukaryota, Metazoa, Chordata, Actinopteri, Moronidae. Gene Ontology annotation, cellular component: nucleus. Bases 897 to 4079 code for a protein of 1060 amino acids. The record is from RefSeq and is a predicted model, not a curated record. Gene Ontology annotation, molecular function: DNA-binding transcription factor activity, RNA polymerase II-specific; DNA binding. The transcript is spliced from 5 exons. Gene Ontology annotation, biological process: regulation of transcription by RNA polymerase II.
CUCUGCACCGCAACCCGAGCAGCCGUGCCAACGUCCGGCGGCGCCGCAAUCAAACUUUUCUGUACCAUUUUUUCACGUCACCUGGGCGCGAGACAUAAAUUUCUGGCAUCCUAUGCAAAUGUAUGCUGACGUAAAAGAUCAUGUGGUUUUUGUCGUCGAUCCCCCCUAUGAGCAACGAGGAGGGUUUUUUUUUUUUUUUUUUUUUUUUCCUCCUCUCUACUGUUGUCUUUAGGUUAGCUAUGCUACAAUCUUUACUGUACCCAGCGCUAGCUAUAUGCGCCCCGCACCGCACCACUCUGGAUAUCUGGGAAUAAAAAUCAACUUCCAGGCUUGUUUGUCGCACCCUGCACGCAGAGACCCGCACACAGAUUCCACAGGAGAUUACCCAGAGUGCCGCCGGCCUGAGGAUCAUCCAGAAGAGAGAGAGAGAGGGACGAGAGGGAGAGAGAGAGAGAGAGAGAGAACGAGGAGGACGCACACGGUGAUUGGAGGAGGAGGUGGAGCCUCAGAAAGACUCCCCUCUCCCCCCCUCAUGUGAAGCCCCUCCCCUCUGAGGAAGUGCACUUGAGCGCCACUGCUGUCUGUGAUGCCCUCCCAUGACGCCCAGGUCGGUAGCUGACACUGCCAGUGAGCGGGAGACGCCACUGCACAACCGGUCCUGGGCCGGCACCGUCAGCCGGUUCUCGCCCUCCCUCUCGCACGCUGGAGACUCCACCUCCACCCACCUACCAGUAUCCACAACCAUCAGCUCAGACCCACCCCAGUAAAGUCCCCUCAAAAACCGACACGCUGACGUCCUCGGCCAGCACCAGCAGCAGCAGCCAAAAACCACAGUAUCUUCAACGCAAACAGCAACACCAGCACCGCCAUUAUCACCACCACCAGCAGCAGCCAACAUGUCCAGUCGUAGAAAGUCCUCCACCCCCUGCAUGGUCCGGGUCAUCAAUGACCUGCCUGAAGAGCAAGAUGACCCUGAGGAAGUAAUGGACAUGGAAAUAUUGGCGGACAAAGAUGUGACAGAAAAAGAACAAUCACAAUCAUCUGAAUCUGCAGAAAAGAGUCAAGACCCCCAGCAAGAGAAUCCAGAGAAUCAAGACCAGCAGAUGUUUCCAAAACCAGUGGAAAACCAGAAUCCUGAGCCAUCAGAACAAGAUGAGGAGUCAGGUAAAAAAGACCAGCCCCCUGUCAUUGAAGAUGUAGAAGCCACAGAGGAGAAGGACAGGGAAGGGGUUGAAUCUGACCCGGCGUCCCAGAAAAAGCAGCCCAGAGGGUACGAGUGCAAGUACUGCCCGUUUUCAACGCAGAACCUGAAUGACUUUAAAGAGCAUGUGGACUCCAGCCACCCUAACGUCAUUCUCAAUCCGUUGUACCUCUGUGCUGUCUGCAACUUCAACACCAAGAAGUUUGACUCGCUCACAGGCCACAAUGAGAGCCAGCACCCGGGCGAGACAAAUUUCAAGUUCAAGAGGAUAAAAAUGAACAAUCAGACUAUCUUAGAGCAGACAAUCGAAGGCAAGGACAAUUCAGUUCAAUGCGAAGUGACAAAUGAACAGGGUGAAAACAACAGCAGUUCGGUGUUUCCACCUUGCAUAUCUACCACAGUGAAAACCCCAGAAAACAUUCAGUCGCUGUUUCAAGGGAGCGAAUUGAAAAGCCAGCUGGACAGCCUGAUCCAGAAGGAUCAAAUAACAGCAGUGAACAUCAACGGAACAGUCAUCAUCCCUGAACCCACCAUCCUCCAAGGGCUCUCUCAUGUCACCCCGAUGCUCCAGCGCCCGCCCAACUUUAACUCUGUACCAAAAAUAGCUGUUCCCUUGAACACCACCAAAUAUAACCCUUCUUUAGAUGACAACUUGACGUUGAUCACCUCCUUUAACAAGUUUCCUUACCCUACACAUGCAGAGCUGUCGUGGCUGACAGCUGCCUCCAAGCACCCGGAGGAACAGAUCAAAGUCUGGUUCACCACCCAGCGACUGAAGCAAGGUAUCACCUGGUCCCCAGAGGAAGUGGAAGAAGCCAGGAAGAAGAUGUUCAAUGGCUCCAUCCCUCCUGCCCAUCACACGUUCACCGUCCUGCCUACAAGCCCAAUCUCUCAGCCGUCUGCCAAAUUCUCCCAGCAGCCCCUUGUCCACACUACAGUUGGGCAUCCAAGUCAUGUACGGACAGCCACAUCCAAUGGGUUCAGUGUAGUCACCACCACAAACUCUCCCGCUGGAGUUGCCAUGGGCGCCAGUCUUUCCCUUAAACGAACACACCUGACAACAGUGUUUGGCCCGGAAUCUAAGCGGCCCAUCAUGGCAGUUGCCCCCCAUUCUGGUGACCCUAAAGACAAAGUCCUCAUGGCUCCUCCUCCACCCCCUCCCCCCCAAAAAGACCGUCUCCCAAUGGCUCCGCCUCCAGUUCCCAUGGAGAUGAAGAGACCUGUAGCAGUUCCUCUGGUCACAACAGAAAUGAAGAGGUCAUCCGCUACUGUGCCUUUAAUGCCACCGCCAUCAUCGUCAUCAUCACCAUCUUCGAUGUCCAAAGGGAAGCUUCUCUCGACAUUAGGAAACCCCAAAACAAAGCCGGUGGUGUCGCUUCACUCCAUAGUCUUUCCAGAGUCUUUAACAAGACCAACGAUAGUUCCCCCGCCUAUCUUUGCCCCGUCAUUUAAAAACUCAUUACUUUUUCCUCUUACUUCGCCCAUCACUUCCAAAGAAAAGCACCAGAAUACCCACGCUAUGCCAGCUGCUGAUUUGAAGCUUCCAAACUCCCCUCCUCUAAUUACCACACAGAUAAGGAGGCCUCCCAUUAUCCAGUCCAUUCGUGCUCCGGCCAAAGCCCCAUCCCAGAUUCCAGGGUUCCCCUUAGAUAGCAAGAAACUAAAAGAGCAGCAAGGAGUUGAGCUGAAAGCCAGCUACCCCAGAGGAGACAAGGUACUCACUCCUCUGGCAGAGGCCAACGGGACAUCUCGCUCAGACAGCAAAUGGCCCCACGAUCAAAACUCCCUUGCUCACAACAACGGAGUCCAUUUGGAUGGUGGUGAGCCGCCAGCAGUGUUGAAACCAGACUUUCAGCAAAAGUCCUCGGUGCUGACCCAAUUCCCCUUGCUGGAGAGGAUGAAAGGAAAGACAGCGGAACAGCUAAAGAUCUUGGAGGAGAACUUCUUGAGGAACAGCUUUCCCACACACAGCGACGUGGACAAUCUGGCAGGCACCACCCACCUGUCUCACCAGGAAAUCGACAGCUGGUUUGUGGAGCGCCGUGCACUACGUGACAACCUAGAACAAGCCCUUCUCAACUCCAUGGGCACUAAGAGGAUGGGCGCCGGUGGGAUCGCCGGCAUCACCAAGAAACGACUUCAUCAGCAGCAACAGCAACACCAAACUCUACAGCUGAAUGGGAUUCACAAGCCAAGCACCGGCGUGGGCCACCUUAAAAGUCCUCUUCCACCCUCGCACACCCUGCCCAUCAUUGCUCCAGGCACCAUUGCCCCCUCCAUCCCCAACCCGAAUUCCUGCUCAGUGCCUCCAGACAGCCGAUCCCUGGCGCUCCUCAAGGACGAUUUUGCUCAAACGCGGUGGCCUUCCCCUGAGGAGUUCAGCCAACUGGAGGGUCGGACAGGACUGGCUCGCGCCGAACUCGCCCGCUGGUUCAACGAAAGCCAGCUGCAGAGCGGCAGCAUGGAGCUGACAGAACUUUUUCACAACAAUGGAGUGAAUGGAGGACAAGGGCCGCCUGUGAGCUCACCCGAAAACGCACCCCCAAGCAUUAUCCGGCGCUGUCAGGAAGGAGCCCUAACAAACAACAACAACGGCAGUAAAGUGUUGGAGGUUGAGUUGGGCUGGUUAAUGGAGCAACGCGCUAACAGCCUCAGCAGUCAACACCACGAUGAGCUUCAAGACCGGUUUGCUGGCAGACUGAGGCAGCAGAACGCGGCCGAGCUGAAGAACGGGGGACAGAACGGGGGAGUCGUGGGAGGAGCGCGGGAGGUGUUCGGGAGCUGGCUGCAGGACGGACACUCGAGGAGAGGACGGGAGCUGCUCCUGGACAGAGACAGGAAGAUGGCGGAGGACACGUCUGGGAGGCUGACUGGAUAAACGGUGCGAAUAGGAUUUGCCGCCGCCGCCACCGCUGCUGCUGGAAACAUACAGGAGGAAAGAAAACGAGGUGGAAGGAGAAUGGAGCAACAAAAGAAGAGUUUUUUAAUGAUCAGAUAUUGUAUAAUUUUUUUUUUUCCUCUUUUAUUUUUUACCAAUUUUUAUCUCGUGAUUGUCGCAUCCCAGGUCACGCACAACAUCCUCCUCGUCUCAUCAGGGUCUCGACCUGUGGUGACCCCCUCCACAGAUGCGACGCUCACAAUAAAAAGAUGAGUAUAAAUAAGUCGAGGGCUCCGCGGUGGCAGAUUUUAUUUUGGCGAGGCGUAAACAGGCUUCCAAAUGGAAAUCAGAAGAGUGCAAGGAGAAAUUCAGGGUCACGAUCUGUGAAGAUAAUUGAAAUUGGCCUCCCUCACAGUGAAUCUCAAAUUGCUGCUUCCCUUUGAUUUCUCACAGUAUCGUGAGUUUUAGCAGUAUUACAAUACAAAUCUCUACAGAUUCAGCUUAUAGGCGAGGAGCUGUAAACAAUCACAGUUAGUGAUCGAAGCCGUUCUCAACUUCCUGAAGCUUCCUUUUAAGGUGGAAUUUUUUUUGACACUUCUUUAAGAGGUCAAUCAGCAAACAGUAAUGCUGUUAGUCCUGAUCUUUCCUGUGAUUUAACAAGAAGCCUUUCGCAGCAGAUUCAGACACAAAACGGUUGGUCAGAAAAAUAACAUCAACCCCCCCUUUAAGUUUGAUUACGUUUUAAAUACUGAACAUUUCCUCUUGUUCCCAGUUUCAUAGAACAUACGAGAACACUACAACAACCUGAACCAGAGAUAUCGUUUUUUUUUUAUUCCACACAUCAUCUUCCUUGUCAAAACCUGGUGCUUAUGUUACCCACAAUGCAACAUGGCCACCUAAUAUAGCCUGUAGCCCAGUGUUUCCCAAACCAUGGCGACUCAGUUCACAGCAAAAAGAGUAGAAUUUGCCAUCAAUAAUGCUGUCGGCCCUGAACUUUCCCAUCAUGUAACAACUGAGGAAGUUGGACUGACUAGCAGCCAAUCACAGCAUCAUUUUCACUUUAUGAGAUAAAAUAUGUGAAUGACCAUAGUUCACUUUAUUCUGGCAACAGGAGCUCCUCUAUUUCUGUUGCAUUGUGGGACGAUCGUGCCCUUGAACACCAACCGGAGUCAAAACUGAACCAUUUUAAUUUUAAAUGAACUUCUUUUUGUAAUUUUUCCAAUGGGAAUAUGUGAAAUAAUCCAGAAUUAGUCAAAAAUUAGUAUGUAAUAUGAAACUGGGACACAGUGUUGGUUAGUAAUCGGUACUUUGGCCGGCUGUAUGAAUAGUUAAUAUAAUUAAUUCCUCGACUGAACCUUCCUGCUAAGACGUGCUUUGGUCUGUGUGGUCAGAGGUUAAACAGGAUUGACACUUUCAACCUCAGAGGACAGCGAAAACACUUUUAGCCUGGAGCCAAGUUCCACUUUUAAAUAAAAAUAAAUAAGUAAAGGCUUUUUUAAUGAUCAGAAAUGUUGAUUUGUUUAAAUAUUACACCUUACCUGUAACAGGAGGGUUAACUGGUAUCUUAAAGUCUGUUUCCAUCCACGUUUUUAUGCAACUAUUUACCCAGAGCGUAAAAAAUCUGGGAAAAUAUUGAAGAACUUUUUUAUACUUGGCUGAGGUGGAAAAGCAAAAUGCGAUGAAGUGCAGUGGAAACAGACUUAGAAACAGACAUUUCCAUCACGAUUUCAUGUGAAAUUUUGUUAAAAUUUGCACUAAAUUUGAAUUGACUCUUUACUUUAGAGCAUAAUCUACCCUUUAAAGGUUAUCUUAAUGAAAUUCACUGCCACUAGGUGUCGCAGUAGAGCACCAGCAUCUCGGACCAAGACAAUGGGCGCUGCAGCCGGCCAGACUCCAUCGACAAAACUCUUGUUUUAUCCAGCAGAUAAUCGUAAACUAAAUGAAACGGGCUACAAUGCUACAAUCCUACAAUCAGACUACGUUAGCUAAAAGAGCUUUUUGUAACAGCCGUAAUAUCACAAUCACUCUCCUCCAGACUCCAUCGUAACAUCGUAACUUCAGUCCACGUGGACAGAAACAAAACUCACCAAAACCGUCUCUGUUAGUCUUUCCGCUGUUCCAACAAUCGAAAUCAAAAGCAGUUUCAGUCGCUUUUACACCGAGUCGCACGCACGUCCAGACUGGAUUUAUAAAACAAACCACAGAGAGGCUGCGAUACAACACAGGCAGAUGUAAUCUUAUAUAUAACCUUUUAAAGAAGAGGUUUGAUUAGUACCUUCAAGUCUCGAUUAUUUCCCUUUAAGUGGAGGAUUUGUUAACAUCACAGACCUUCCCUUUAAAAAGCGCCAACAUUCCCUUUAAGUGGGACUUGUAUUGAUGAUCAAAAAGAUUUCUAAACCCUCCCCUCAGAAGGAAGCUCGGUUUUGUCAACAUCCUGGACCUGAACGACUCUGAACUUUCCCUUUAAGACGAAACCAGUUUCACAAUCAGCACUUUAAAUUCCUGAAACCCCUGAACUCUUCCUUACAGUCGCUCUAAAGGAAGCAGCGUCUGUCUCGUGAGAGGGGAAUUAGCAGGUUGUGAACUCAGACGGACGGACCGACGGAUGUUUGCGGCUGAGGUGAUGUUGUGCAUGACCUGUGUUGCCGUGGAGACGGGAGGAGGAGGAGGAGGAGGAGGAGGGUGAACCGGAGCACUGAAUGUGUGCCUGCAGCAGCAGUCUGACUGUACACAGUGACCGAUCGACCGACAGACAGGGUGGAUUUAAAACAAACAAACAAACACAAAAAAAAAAACACAACAAACAAAAUCGCCGAGUGCCAAAGCUGGGAUCUGCUGCAUUCUCACUACACUUUAAAAAAAAAAAGGGUUCUUCUUCUUCUUCUUGUUGUAAA